Messenger RNA from Carlito syrichta (Philippine tarsier), 1861 nucleotides. It is a transcript of the gene DCTN2, whose product is annotated as dynactin subunit 2. The transcript has 16 exons. The record is from RefSeq and is a predicted model, not a curated record. Bases 268 to 1491 code for a protein of 407 amino acids. Lineage: Eukaryota; Metazoa; Chordata; Mammalia; Primates; Tarsiidae. Gene Ontology annotation, biological process: mitotic spindle organization. Gene Ontology annotation, cellular component: cytoplasm; centrosome; dynactin complex.
AACCCUAGGCGGCGCGCCUCGCCAUUACCUCAUCCCCCGGCCUCGUUCUCGCCAAUCCCUGCCUCGCCAGGGGUGUGGCUGCACGCAGUUCUCGCGACUUUUGCUCUACCCUUCGGCUGCGCUCCUCCUGUCGCGAGACUUCCUGCUGCUCCGCCGCUCCCUUUACCGCCGCCUUAGCCGGGGACCCGAGCCCAGCCUCUCCCCUACCCGAACACCGGCCCCGGCUCCACCGAGGCCCCGGUACCCCAACCCCGCCUCGCCGCCGCCAUGGCGGACCCUAAAUACGCCGAUCUUCCCGGCAUUGCCAGGAACGAGCCCGAUGUUUACGAAACCAGCGACCUACCUGAGGAUGAUCAAGCCGAGUUUGAUGCGUUUGCACAAGAGCUGGAGGAGCUGACAAGCACAAGUGUAGAACACAUCAUUGUCAAUCCCAAUGCUGCCUAUGACAAGUUCAAGGACAAGAGAGUGGGGACAAAGGGACUUGAUUUCUCAGAUCGUAUUGGAAAAACCAGGAGGACAGGAUACGAAUCUGGAGACUAUGAGAUGCUUGGAGAGGGUCUGGGAGUGAAGGAGACACCCCAGCAAAAGUACCAGCGACUACUACAUGAGGUUCAGGAGCUGACAACUGAAGUCGAGAAAAUCAAGACAACAGUGAAGGAGUCAGCCACCGAGGAGAAGCUGACCCCCGUGGUGCUGGCCAAGCAGCUGGCGACCCUGAAGCAGCAGCUGGUCUCCUCCCACCUAGAGAAGCUGCUGGGCCCAGACGCUGCAAUCAACCUCACUGACCCCGACGGCGCUCUGGCGAAGCGCCUACUGCUGCAGCUGGAAGCAACAAAGAACAGCAAAAGGGGUUCAGGGGGGAAAGGCACCACUGGGACUCCCCCAGACAGCAGUCUUGUCACUUAUGAACUACAUUCUCGGCCUGAGCAGGAUAAGUUCUCUCAAGCUGCCAAGGUUGCAGAACUCGAAAAGCGCCUGAUGGAGCUGGAGGCAACUGUGCGCUGCGACCAGGAUGCACAGAAUCCCCUUUCUGCAGGACUGCAGGGAGCUUGUCUUAUGGAGACUGUAGAGCUGUUGCAGGCAAAGGUGAGCGCCCUGGACCUUGCGGUUUUGGACCAAGUGGAGGCUCGACUACAGAGUGUCCUUGGAAAGGUGAAUGAGAUUGCCAAGCACAAAGCCUCAGUGGAGGAUGCAGAUUCACAAAGCAAGGUGCACCAGCUGUACGACACCAUACAGCGCUGGAGCCCCAUUGCCUCCACCCUGCCUGAGCUGGUACAGAGACUCGUCACCAUCAAGCAGCUGCACGAACAAGCCAUGCAGUUUGGUCAACUCCUGACACACUUGGACACCACCCAGCAGAUGAUCGCAAGUUCCCUUAAGGACAAUACCACUCUCCUGACCCAGGUGCAGACAACCAUGCGUGAAAAUCUGGCCACAGUAGAGGGGAACUUUGCCAGCAUCGAUGAGCGGAUGAAGAAGCUGGGGAAGUGAGCAGUGUGGGAGCUGGAGGGCAGGGGUCAGCCCCACCUCUCUGACCUCUGUUAACAGCUGACAUAGGGCUUCCCUUCACUCUGACUCUCGCAUCCCCAUCCCAUCUGACACUGGGGCAAGGGUUCUUCUUGCAUGUGGGGUUGACACCCCUCCCCUGAUGAAUACAGAGUGGUAGCUGGGGGUUAUUAGAGGGGGGGUCUCCCCUCAGGCCCGGGAGGCGAGGAUGUGGGCCCAGCCACAUGCCAGCUCAUGUCCAAUACUGCUUUGCCUGAUGUGGGGAAGGGUUGGGUCCUGUCCUCCAUCACGGCUUCUGUGGCUGGCUGUAACACUGUACAACUGUUCUGACCAUUAAAUGCUGUUGUGCUCUGUG